UCCACCGACGACGGCCGUCAAUGUCGCGCCGUAUGUAACACUAUGUUCGUAUAACGAUCGAUAACAGAAACACGCGUGCAUUACAACACUAAACGGUGCUAAUGUAAAUAAAAAGUCGCGUGCGUCACGUAUAAGGAGCGAUAUCGGGCCGAUAUCGGUGUCGUGAUGUAGCCAUAGUGAUCGUUGACAGUGAUGAAGUUGAUUCCGAUUUGAAUGUUAUUUAGUUUGUAAAUACCGGCAUCAUGGGGAAUGGUAUGAAUAAGGUGCUGCCGGGUCUGUACGUGGGCAACUACCGCGACUCCAAGGACCCGGUCCAGCUGGACAAGUACCGCAUCACACACAUACUGUCCAUACACGACGCCGCCAGGCGGGUUCACGCGGACAAGCACUACCUGUGCAUCAUGGCGUCAGACUCCCCCGACCAGAACCUCACGCAGUACUUCAGCCUGUGCAACGACUUCAUCCACGCCGCGCGCCUGAGGGACGGCAACGUGCUCAUACACUGCCUGGCGGGUAUGUCACGCAGCGUGACGGUGGCGGUGGCGUACAUAAUGAGCGUGACGCCGCUGACGUGGCGCGAGGCGCUCAAGGUAGUGCGAGCCGGCCGCGCCGUCGCCAACCCCAACCUCGGCUUCCAGCGGCAGCUGCAGGACUUCGAGACCUACAAGCUGGUGGAAGAAAGAAGGCGAUUAAAAGAGCGCUAUCCGUCCCUAGCUCUGGCGGACAGCGACAUAGCGGAGUGUAAAGUGAUGCUGGACUCGUACCAAACCAUGUUGAACCAGCGGACGAUCUGUGAGGGGAAGUGCGCCAUGGGUCGACAAUGUCCCACGGGAGUGUGCCGCACGGGUUCGAAGCGGCAGCCCCGGCCGCGGCGGCCGUCGACGGCGUCCAAUGAGCCGGCGGGGCUUAAGCGAUCGCCGUCCACUCUGUCUACUAUGUCUACUACGUCGGGCUACCGGCCGCGCUCCUCACCCGCUGGCCUGUACAGCUAUACUGGUGUCCCGUCUCGGCCGACGCGGUCAGCGUCAGGACUCAGCGUGACACGCGUGUCGGACGGCGGAGUAUCCGCCACUGUAGUGGGCGGUAGCGAGUACUCGCGACGCCGCGCCGCCUCCGCGCCCACUACGCCGGCGAUCUCCCCCGCACCCUCGCCCCCCGGCUCACCUCAUAGAGCACCACAUAGGGGAGGCUGCGCGUGGGUGAUCCCCACAGUGAGUUGGGAGCCGUUGUGACCGCCCCCAUCGCGCCCGUGCAAGGUCCCGGGCCCUACAGCGGUGUUCGUAGCAGGCGAGCCGACGGCAAACCCACUCCGCCCAAUACACGAAGCGUGAUUAAACAUCACCGUAAUAUGUUAUCGUUUAUACCUGCAUGCUUAGCAUGAGCCUAGUAGAAAUGUGGAAGAAUAUACUGACAGAUUUUGGGGAUAAAAUGACAGUUGGGGAUAAAGUGACACGGGGUUAGAAUGCAUUAAGUUAAUCUGUCAUUUCGUCUAUUCUUUCGUUGAAAGUUUACUAUGGUCAUCAUGCUAAGCUUGCGACACAUUCGGUGUUUGUCAACGCGUGCUUUGGUAGCACGUAUUUUAAGAAUCGUGACUUGUUAAGCGGGCUCCACACUCGCGGCGCGGGGCGCGCGAAACUGCAUUACAAAGUGUACGCAGGAGCGCUUUUUGGUUACAAAAGGGAGUUGGAAAAACGCGUGUUAGAAAACGCCUCGUGUUCUUCGCCAAUCUUAUUUGUUGUUAAUUUUUUAUGGGAUUAUAGGGCAGAAGGUACCGUAGGCUUACAUAAUCAUAGCUGGUUUUUGACAAGAGUUAUAAUAUUCUAAACAUUAGGUACCCAUUCUUGCCCUAGCUGUUUCAUAUGAUUAUAAGGCGCCUGUAAAACAACACCGCUCAUUUUGAUAUUAUAGUGGCGUUAUCAAAAAUUUUCGACGCCAUAAACACAGUCUCAAAUUGAAAAAAGGCUUUGGCUGAUUUUGCAAAAUGCAAAAUUAAAAUAUGUAAUUUUGAUAUUAUGUUAAUAACAUAAUUAUUAGUAUCUUGUCACAAAAAUAUGAGUCGUAUUCGUCUCAUUUUUUUAUCGCGCUAAUCUUCUAUUCUUUUUCUUUUAAAAUGAAAUCUUCUACUGCGCAUGUCAAAAUCAUGUCAUAUUAUGGCAAAACCACGAACAAGUUAUUCAUAAUGAUUACACGUCAAGUUGCGUUGCCAUGACAUGACAUGAUUUUGACAUGCGUAAUAAAAGAUUUGCGCAACAAAAAAUGAGGCAAACACGACUGACUUACCUUACAUCGUGUGCAUGAUAUCUUUUGAAUGGGAAAGUUAAAAUGCCAUCUUACGCAAAUUACUUCUUAAACUUUUUGGCACUCCUAUAAUAUAGUAGUUAUAGAAGUAGAAUUAACAUUUUCACUAUGAUAGUGACAUAGUAUGGUGGGGACAAGUUAAUCUAGGUUUUGUAUUGUGACCUGGCUGGUUCAGGUUUAGGCAGAUAUUUUUAUAAUGUGAUGGAGAAAUGGUCGUAACAUUCUAGUACAAUUGAUAUUAUGAAAGUUCUAGUAUACUAUAAUAUGAUAGUAUGAAAAUAUUAUGUCUUCAAUUAUUGCGAACGCGAAGAACACUAGUUUCUCCGAGACAUUUUUAAAAUAAUGGUUAUGUAAAAACCGGAGUCUGAAUAGAGACCUGGAGUCAAUAUAAAUAUCCCUUUGGCAGUUUUGUCAUCAAUUUGAGGGUUCCCACACAUAACUGCGAAUUCGCAUCGCGUCACAAAUUUCUGCGAGAAAACUUAUAAUAAAAAUGACAUUGCGAUGCGAAUUCGCACGAAUUCGCAGUUUUGUGUGGGAUUUCUGUAGUACGUAAAAAAAUGUCAUUUAUUUACGUACUACAGAAAUAAAACCCACAUCUAUUUUGGUCAAGUAACAGUUUAUAUUAAAAGAUGGAAGUGGCAAUCCACUUCCAUAUUUUAAUAUAAACGUACGUUACAUAAACGUACGUUACAUAAACGUACGUUUCAAUAAACGUAGUAGAAGUUUUAAUUAUCAUCAGAAAAAAUGUCAAACGAUUUAUACUUCGGUCGCAAGACUCGCAAGCAAUAUGUAAAUCCUAGCUGGAAAAUUGGAGUUUUGUAGAUGGUACAUAAUAAAGCUUACAAGUAAAGUUGUAAUCUGCUCAAUUCGGAUAUUGUGUUGUAAAUGAAUGCACAAACCAACGAAAAAUGUCCAAAGAGUAGUGAUAUUUAGUUUAAUAUAAAUGCAUGUGCUGUUUAGAGUACUCUCUCUCAGGUACUAUUUAAACAAUGAUGAUAGCUUCAAUUGCUAAUUAAUAAUAUGGACACCGUGACUUUUAUAGUAAUAAUGAACAUCAUGUUAAUAGCAGUCUAUAAAACCGUCUUGUAGGCUCGAUUUAUAUGCGUCCGCGCGAACGAGCGGUUUAGCUAUUACGUCGCGAUAUCACAGGCAAUUGUAUGUAAUGAUUUAUUAAAAUAGCCACGCGGUCACGCCGCUAUUUACAUACAAUUGCUUGUGAUCUCACUGUGUAGUGGCCAAACCGCUCGUUCGCGCGGAAGCAUAUAAAUCGAGCCAUAUGAUUUUAUAGACUGUGCUAAUAGUCCUAAUAAAAAAACAAGAAAGACAACUUUUGAUAUUACAAAAGCGAUAACUAGCUUUUUAGAUUUCUCAGUUUCUGCCCACUCACUUUCUGGCUGUAAGUUGCUUACGAGUUGAGAUAUGAGGCCUUAAAGCGUCUUAAAGUUGGAUAAUAUCGUUGAUCGAUCGCAGCAUCUUGUGAAUGCUUAGAUACCUGACGUUGUAUAUAAGUUAGUGUCAAUUCACAUUGCAACGUGACGCGUGGAU
This is a messenger RNA of Aricia agestis (brown argus), 3843 nucleotides long. Its product is annotated as dual specificity protein phosphatase 22-like. Gene Ontology annotation, biological process: protein dephosphorylation. Gene Ontology annotation, molecular function: protein tyrosine/serine/threonine phosphatase activity. The record is from RefSeq and is a predicted model, not a curated record. Gene Ontology annotation, cellular component: cytosol. NCBI's taxonomy places the organism in Eukaryota, Metazoa, Arthropoda, Insecta, Lepidoptera, Lycaenidae. The transcript has 9 exons. The coding region runs from base 243 to 1232 and encodes 329 amino acids.